AUUUAUUUAUAAACUAACGUUAAUUAGCGCUAAUUAGCCAAUAACAGGAAGGAGAAAGAACAAAGUUUUACAUAUCUUCUAGUAGCAAAUGUUCUCCGCACAUCUCUCUAUCGAUCUACACCAGAAGUAACUUUUUAUGGUGAAUGGAGAAAGAGAAAUUUCGAGAAAUUCAAGACUUGAAAAUUAGAGAAGGCUAUUUCACAGCACCUUACGACUAGUUUUGAUAGAAGCAAGCUAUUUGUAGCAAAACCCUGAGUACAAAAGUUGUUCAGAAUCGAAUUCCGAAGUCCCUCACGAGAGCUCUUUUCAGAACUUUUAACUUUAGAAAAGUUAAACAGUUUUUGAAAAAAUUCUUGUUUUUUCUCUGUAGAUCAGUCGCAAUGUUGAACGUGUGUAUAGUAAAUUAAAGAACCAAUUAAUAUCAUUGUGUGAAUCUGUUAAAAGUUAUUGUAUCACGUGCGACUUUUGGACGGAAAGUUUUACAGGUUAAAUUCUUAGUUAUAUCUGCCUGAUAUAGAAUAAGAAAUUGUAUAUUUCAGGAAUUCAUUACGGAGGUGUGAGUCUUCAUUAUGUUGAUUCAAAUUCCGAUUUACGCGUGUUCACAUUAGCUUGUCAAGCUUACGACUAUGAAACACAACAAUCAAAAAAUAUACGUGCAUUUGUUGAGAGAAUAUUGGAUGAAUUUGGGCUAAGUUUGAGCGAUGAUGUUUAUAUUGUUACUGACAAUGAGAAUAAAAUGACAUGUGCAUUUAAGAGCAAUGUUCAGCGUAUUGGUUGUUCCGCUCAUUAUCUCAACAAAAUAUUGGAACACGGUUUCAAAAAAAAAGACAUAAAUUGUGACGAACUACAAUCAUUGUUUAAGAGUGUUCAUGAGCUUGUUACACAUGUCAGAAAAUGUCAUAAACAAAGCUUAUUAUCGGUUAAUGUUCAAAGUUAUUGUAAAACACGUUUUAAUGGUUCGUAUUUAAUGAUGAAUUCUGUACUAAAUGUCUUCAAUGAAUUGUCGAAUGUCAUUAGUGAUGAUCAGAAGCUCAAUUAUCUAACUAUUAGUCGUGAUGAAUUACAACUUGUUUGUUUAUAUUUGAAACAUUUUGAUGAUGUGAUUGAGCGCAUGGGUGCUGAAAAAAAACCGACACUUCACCUUGUGAUACCUUAUAAACAGUUAUUGAUUAAUCGUUCAGCUAUUAAUGAUGAUGAUACUACUCACACAACUCCGCUGAAGAAGUUUAUUGCAAAACAUGUAAUAGAUUAUUGGGUACUUCAAGAUGUUCAUUAUCUUGCGACCAUGUUGCAUCCAAAUUUAGUUAUAUGCCGUAAUACAAAUGUUCAAGAUAAAACAAAAACGAAAGAUGGUAAUUUGGUGAAACCAGCAUCAUCCAAAACAGAAUUAGACUUAUAUCUAUGUGAUGAAACAAAAAUUGAAAAAGAAACAAAUAUUUUAAAUUAUUGGAAAUUGAAUGAAACUCAAUAUCCAAUAUUAGCUCAGUUAGCUAAACAAAUACUUUGCAUUCCUGCUACAAGUACGGCCAUUGAACGUUUAUUUCCGUAUAGCGGUAACACAAUCACUAAUCGUCGAACACGAUUAGAAACUGGGCGAGUCAAUCAUCUGCUGUUUAUCCAGCGUAAUUUAUCUACAUUACGAGAAAUUUCCCCCCCAGCUGAUGAAGAAUUUAGUAAGCGAAAAAAUAGUUUACAAUCAACAUCAUCCACACCACAAUCAUCACCAACUAAACGGCAACGAACUGAUUUUGUUGGAGAAAAGGAAGAAAAUAUGGAUGGCAAUAAUGAUAAUGAUUAA
Molecule: messenger RNA, 1798 nt
Organism: Didymodactylos carnosus
Lineage: Eukaryota; Metazoa; Rotifera; Eurotatoria; Philodinida; Philodinidae
Source: the annotation of a GenBank genome assembly